AUGAAUUUUGCUAAUUUAAAUUUCAGAAAAUUUUUUAAUAUUGACAUAUUCGUCCAAAUAGGCGAUCCCCCAUCACAACUACCUAAAAAAUUCACAUUAAAUAGAAAUGAUAAUUUAUCAAACAUUCGUGAAAUACUCGAAAAAGAAAAUGUAAUGAGCGAUACAUUAUUAUUUGCGCAAAAAAACAAUGGAUUAUUGGCCGAAAUACGAAGAAAUGGAGAAGAAGAUUGUAAAUUAUAUAAUAUUUUAAAUGAUAAUAUUUUAUAUUUGGUGAAUAAUUCAAAUCCUGAUUGGAAAUUUUUAAACAAAUUGCGUAAAUUAGAUUAUGGACGUACUAUAACUUUUAAUGGAAUUAAAAUAUCUAAAAAGAGAGCAUUUGAAAUGAAGGGAUGUAAAGUUACUGAACUUGGGGCAGAGAAAAGUAAAAAUGGUAAUGAUGAAUUUAAAUCGGAAGAAGAAUGGAUGAUGAAAACAAAUUUAUUUUUUACCAGCGAUAUUAAUGUAGAGAAUUUAGUAAAGUUGAGAAUAACUGUUGAAAAAUCACGUAAUAAAACUUUUAAACUUGAAACUAAUUCAUCUUAUCGUUACAAGGAAUUUGGUAAAGCGUCUUUGGAAUUCAGUGAGUGUUUAGAACCAACAAAGGAAUUUAUUGAUGCGGUGAAUAAUGCUAUACAAACCGGUGAUGCCGAGGAUUUUAAGCAAAUUAUUGAGGAAUAUGGCCAAUUCAUUCCAAUUGAAGUUAUUUUGGGUGGAAGAGCUUACUACGAGGGGCAGAAUAUUCGAAAGGAAUAUUCUGAAGAAAAUUCUAGAAAAGAUUCUGUAAAUACAGGUGCUGGACCUUUAGGUAUAAAAUUAGGAAAUGGUUCCAUAAUUUCAAAAGGAAUAUUAAAUUCCUCUAAACAUGAGUGUUCAAAAUUUAUUGGAGGUAAAUGUAAUGAAAAUUUUGAUGAAAAAGCUUGGGCUAAAUCCUUAGAGGAUUUUCGACAUUGGGAUUGCAUAGAAUUUAAAAACCCAAUUAGUAUCUUUCAACCUUUACCUGAGGAUUUACGUAAAAAAAUAAUUUUAUCGUUAGGAAAACGUAUUCAUUAUUCAAUAAUUGAGAACGCUGAAUGUAAAUUUGAGGAAUUGGGAGAACCGUUUAAAUAUGAAUUACGCAUACCAUCUCCUAUUUCAAAUAUUAUUCGCAACAAAGAUACUGAUUGUAACUUUUUUGCAACAGUUAUUGAUGCAGAGGAUAAUACUUUUAACUGUCAAAUGCUUUGUCCGCCGAAAGCAAAACCAAUUCUUCUAAUACAUUGUAUCCAAGAAAAGGUUAAACAACAGAAAUGCAAAUUGAAAAUUGGAUGGAUGGUUAUUGGUUAUUAUAAAGAUUUGAAUUUUAUUCUUUCGGAUUUUGAUGAAACGCAAUUAAAUAUCAUUAAAAAAGAUCUUACUGCAACAUCAAAUACGCAUUAUAGAGAAUUCUUAGAUUUUGAAUAUAAUUCAAUUAGCAACAUAGUUCCUUGUAUUGGAAUUCCUGUACUAAAGACAUUGGAUUUAUCAAAAAUUUCUCAUGUCAUUGGACAUCGCUUUUUCAAUGUUCAAGAAGAAAAUAAAAUUGGAUCAUAUACAUUUUCUUAUUGUUUGAAGGAUCAUAAUUGCGUCGAAUUACCCGAAUUUACUUUUUAUACACUCAUCAUUUCAAAUUAUUAUGAUCGUAAAGCUUAUGGCAUAUCCCCUUGCAAACGUGGUAAUGGUAAAAGAAUAAAAGAUAUAGUUAGCUUUGCUAGAUCAACUCAGUUAAAACCAAAAUAUGUUAGUUUGAUUCUCACGGCAGAAAAUAAUUAUGGUCCAAUUUUUUUGAGACAAAAAGCUAAAAAAGUCGAAUAUAUACAUGUUAGGUGUGACCAAAAUUCUUGUAUUUGUAAAAUGACAGAAACUAAAGAAAAUUUGAAAUAUUCAUUUUUUGAUCCAACUCAAGAUAAUGAAGAUUGA
Molecule: messenger RNA, 1974 nt
Organism: Funneliformis mosseae
Lineage: Eukaryota; Fungi; Glomeromycota; Glomeromycetes; Glomerales; Glomeraceae
Source: the annotation of a GenBank genome assembly